Olea europaea var. sylvestris is the source of this 3166-nucleotide messenger RNA. RefSeq lists its product as uncharacterized. The transcript is spliced from 7 exons. The coding region runs from base 863 to 2956 and encodes 697 amino acids. Lineage: Eukaryota; Viridiplantae; Streptophyta; Magnoliopsida; Lamiales; Oleaceae. The record is from RefSeq and is a predicted model, not a curated record.
ACAUCGAUAUAUAAGAAACGAAAAGGAAGAAACAGAUAGAAAUGCGAGGAGCCACCAGAAGACGACAGUAACAAAUUUUGACUACAAUUCCUCAAUAUAUAUUAAUUGUUAACAGGAAACUCUGAUAAAGAAACCCAUUUCCUAUUGCAGCAUGAGCACAUAGAGAGAGAUAGAUAAACACAAAUAAUUAUAUAUCUAAAAGCUACGGAGGGAAUAUGGUGGGCUCACCAGCUUAGUUUGGCUCUAGUAAUCUGAACAUUUUUGUUUUAGAGCUGGGGAGAUCUUAUACUCUAUCGAAAAGGCUGUUUAGAUUUCAUAUUUUGAUGAUCAUUUUGGAUGCUCAACUUUCCUUCUGUUGAAAACAAGUAGCUGUAUUCAAUUUUGAUGCUUAAUUCAGCAUAGGAAUUCAGAAUUAUCAAGAUUGAUUGUUAUCUCGUGGAGUGAAUUGAUAAAUUCCUCAUCUCACUCAUUGUACCUUCUCAAAGGCAAUGGUUGUGCUAUGCACUCCUCUUCAUAUUUUGAUCCGUCAAAAGUGUUGCUUCUGGGUUGUUUAAAGGAGCUUCUAAUGGGAUGGGGAUGCAUUGCAUAGAUAGCUAAUGGUACUUUCCAUUAUAAAAUGUGAAGGUCAGUUAGGUGUGUCAUGUACAAGUUUUGAAAUCAUAUGAUGAUAUCUGCAUUAUUAUAUCUUUACUAUGGUGGUUCAUAUAUUCAGUAACCAGAUUACAUGUUUAGUGGGAAAACACAAGCACUUCUUAUCCCCUAAAUGCCAUUUUAAGAUUUUAAAAAUAAACUUGGUGUAAUGAUUUGAACAACGUUCUUAGGUUCUCAAACAAGUAGAACAAAAUAACAUACUAAGUUGAUCAUGGGCUUGCCUCAAGUUCCCUCCGGCAAGAUUGGUGAGGAAACAGCCACAUCAAUGAGCAUGUUCAUGCAAAUUCCAGCUCGAUUUGCUGGUGGGAGUAGCUGUGAUAUGAGUGGAAUGCACACAGGUCAUUUGAGCAGUCGAAUGCAUGGGUCUUCAAUAGAACAUGUGAAGGAUGUUGAUAUUGUUAAUUUGCACAAUAAUGGUAUAGCCAACAUGCAUAAGUUGAGGAUUGAUUCUGCAGAAAAGAAUGGCUUCUUGUCUCGUAAUAGCGGAAAAAAUGUUCAAACUCCAGUUUCUAGGAUUGUGGGUUUUGAAUCAAGUGCAUUAAUUAACCAUAAUAAUCCACAUGGAGAGAAACAAGCAGUUGGUGUUCAUUCUCCUCCUAGCAUUAGUAUCACUUCUGAUGUGACUGAGACCUCAAGUUCACUGGUCAGGAAACGGUUAUUAUCGCCUUUAAAUGGUAUGCAAUUGCCUGAUAAAUUAAGUGGUGAAUAUCUAGACAUUGGCAGUACAGCUUAUUCCCACUUAAAAAGUGGUAACUACAGUAUCAGUCUGAAAGAGAAUAAAAAAGCUAACAUAAGCAACUUGGACUAUUCGAGUCCUCUAAUUAGGUCUUCAUCUAGUUUUCCCAGAGCAAGUGGUCCACGGGAGGAUGAUAUUGAGACAAACUCGAUUAUAAUCACCGACGGGCCUUUAUAUGGGAAAGAUGAGCCUAUAACUGAGGUUAAUCUUUCUUCAUUCCAUGAAGUUAGGCAUUGUAGAAAAACAACCACAAUACAACCCGAUAAUGGGGCAAUAGACAUACCACGAGAAAGGGUUGUCUCCUCACCAUUGGCUCUGUCUCCUCUUGGACCAAAAUUUUGUGGAAGAAUGAGAAAUUCUGGACCAUCUAGAGAUUCCAGAAAAGAGUCUGACGAGAGAUGUAUAAACUUCAUGGAAGUGGAACAGUCUCUUGAAGAAACUUUCUCAGAGGAGUUAACUUCUCUUAGAGACGAGAAUCCCGCACUUGCAAGUAAAGUGUUUGAAGAUGAUGGAAUGUCGUCUGUCGCACCUGAAAGAUUAACUGCCAUACAAGAGCAAACUCUGUCUGUUGCAACUCAAAAUGCAAAGUUAGGUAGAACUCUAAGUGGCCUAUCUGUCAGAAGGUCCUUGGUUGGAUCAUUUGAGGAGUCACUUUUGUCUGGUCGAUUAGCUUCGGGAAUGGUGAGCCAGAAAUUCGAUGGCUUCCUUGCCAUUCUUAAUAUCACCGGUGGAAAAUUUUCACCCCAUCCGCAGAAACUUCCAUUUGCCGCGACGAGUGUGGAUGGUGAUAAUUACUUACUGUACUAUUCAUCUAUAAAUCUUGCUGGACAUUUACCAUCUAACAAGUGUAAAGGCCCAAAAUUGAGACGGAGUCUUAGUGUCAGUGGCUCCUGUGAACAGAAAGCUCGUUUGCGAAUACCUAUGAAAGGGCGCAUACAAUUGGUCCUAAGCAAUCCGGAAAGAACACCUAUCCAUACAUUCUUCUGUAACUAUGAUUUGAGUGACAUGCCUGCUGGCACUAAGACAUUUUUACGGCAAAAAGUCACUUUAGCUAUGGAUAAAGGAGGACGUAAAGACCCUAAUACAAGAAAUGGCGCCACGCAGCCUGAAAUUUCAAAAUUUGGCAAUUCUUUGCAGCAUAGGGAGGUAUUUGAUGAUUCGCUUGGAGUCGAUAUGCGUAGUGAAUUAGACAAUGAUUCAUGCAGAAAUACUAAUGGAGUGGACGAUGUCCCUUUUAUUUUGUCUGAUGGAAAUGAAAGCCAAUCUGCCCGUAGCCCUUCAAAGGUUAAUGAGAAUACUGCAGGUUCUGGUGUUCUGAGAUAUGCUCUACAUCUCCGUUUUCUAUGCCCCCAUCCAAAGGACUUCGUGAAGACAUUCCAGAGAUGCAAAUCUGGUUCAUCUUCUCUGCCGGCAAGGAAUGGUGUGGACAGCGAAGCUGAACGCCGCUUCUACUUGUAUGAUGAUAUGAGAGUCGUGUUUCCUCAGCGCCAUUCGGAUUCUGACGAGGGCAAGUUACACGUGGAAUAUCACUAUCCAUCAGAUCCGAAGUACUUCAACAUAAGUCCAUAAAUGACUUGUUUUGAUCAUCUUAAAAUUUGAUUUGUUAGUACAUAAUUGUACAUAUAUUUCUGUGUCAUCGUUAAGAUGGGGGACUCCCAUUUGUUUCUUUUUAUAGUGGAACUGAUUGUCAUUUACUGUAAAUAUUGUACAUGUGACAAGUAUUAGCCCAGGAAGGAAGUACACAUUCAUAUCAGAAAUGAAAUCUUCUAGUAGAGCCCA